Messenger RNA from Suhomyces tanzawaensis NRRL Y-17324, 468 nucleotides. RefSeq names its product calmodulin (gene CMD1). Gene Ontology annotation, biological process: spindle pole body organization. The transcript has a single exon. Gene Ontology annotation, molecular function: calcium ion binding; enzyme regulator activity. NCBI's taxonomy places the organism in Eukaryota, Fungi, Ascomycota, Pichiomycetes, Serinales, Debaryomycetaceae. The record is from RefSeq and is a predicted model, not a curated record. Bases 1 to 468 code for a protein of 155 amino acids. Gene Ontology annotation, cellular component: central plaque of spindle pole body.
AUGUUUAAUACUAACACCAAGGCUGAAAAAUUAUCCGAAAAGCAAAUCGCCGAGUUCAAAGAAGCAUUCUCUUUGUUUGACAAGGAUAGCGAUGGAAAGAUCACAACCAAGGAAUUGGGUACCGUCAUGAGAUCUUUGGGUCAAAACCCAUCUGAAAGUGAACUUACUGACAUGAUAAACGAAGUUGAUGUCAACAGUGAUGGAUCUAUUGACUUCCCAGAAUUCUUGACCAUGAUGGCCAGAAAGAUGAAGGAUACCGACUCUGAAGCUGAAAUUGCUGAAGCUUUCAAGGUGUUCGACAGAAACGGAGAUGGUAAAAUCAGUGCUGCUGAAUUAAGACAUGUGUUGACUUCCAUUGGAGAAAAGUUAUCCGACGCUGAUGUUGAUCAAAUGAUCAAGGAAGCCGAUACAAACAACGAUGGAGAAAUUGACAUCCAAGAGUUCACCCAAUUGUUAGCUGCCAAGUAA